GUCAUUCCGCGCCGAAACUCCGCGCGCGACGCCCGUGUCGCGACGCUGCCAGAACCGCGCGCGAACGAUUCCGCUGUGCUUGUGCGCCAUCUCUGCCCAAAAGGAUUAUUGUGAAAUGUGCUAUGGAGCUUGUUUAUUUGUGAUCGCCCCUGACGAGGGCUGAAUUUUUGAGUGAACAGUUUUUUGUGUUUGGAAGUUCAAUAUCAGGUGUCGGAAUGCUAAAGCACGUCGCGGUGUCCCCGCACCGCGCGCGCGCCGACUCCGUGAGCCUCGCCUCGUCCGCGUCCUGCUGCAGCCUGGGCAGCCUUGAGCACCGCCACGACUCCGUCACCGACCUCUCGCAUCGCACGACGACGAUCAAGGUCUACGCGCGGUGCCUCCGGCCGGACAUCGAAUACAAGACGCUCUCCGUGACGUGGGGCACUCGCGCCCGGGAGGUGGUCUCCACACUCCUGGGCAAGUUCCGCAUGCGGCACCGGGAUCCGCGGCUGUUCUACCUGAGCAUGGAGGUCAGGGUCCGCGCCGCGGGCCUAAGGACCACCCUGGUGCUGGAUGACGACGCCCGCCCCGCCGCGCUGCAGGCCUGCCAUCCGAAAGGAUACUCAAAAUUUUCGCUGCAGAUGCGUCCAGGCGGCCUGGUGAAGAUCUACGACUCGGCGCUGAUGUCCUCGUCGCAGUACAAGUGCAUCCUGACCAGCGAGCAGACCACCGCCGACGAGCUGUUGGCCAUCCUGCUGCACUGCUACGACUCCACCGAGGGUGUCGAGCGGUUUUCGCUAUACGAGGUCUGUCCCGCUCAAGAGUACGAGCGCAAACUGCACCCGGACGACCUGCCGCUGCAGGUGCAGCGCGCGUGGGCGGCCGACGCCGACUGCCACUUCCGCGUGCGCCGCAACCCGCGCGCGGCCCCCCACCCGGCCCCCCGGCCCGCCCACCAGGCCCCCCAGGCCCCCCGGCCCGCCGACCCCCUCGAAGAACCCUCGCGCGCGCUGUCCGCGCUGUCGCUCGAGGCCGACGCCGAGCGCCGCUACCACCCCGUCUACCAGUAUCCCAGCAUCGGAUACUGCAAGGAAACCAAAAACGACUACUUGUACAUCUGACCGGGCCCCCGACCCCGGGUUAAGGCACGACACGGGCCCGGCCCGGCCCGGCCCGCGAAGAGACUUCCCUGUGUACAUAGUGUAAAUACCGACGCCCCGAGGCGAAGCGGUGAAUCUCUGCGCGGAGCGAAACCAAAGAGAUGUCGCGGCACGGCUCCCGACUAACAGUGUUAGUUGACACAGAAUUAACGCUCGAUGUAAGUGACGUUGAAUGUCUGAGGUGAAAUGUACGCUUGUAAUAGUAAUCGUAUUUCAUCGGACGCAACUCCGAAUGAGACUUGCUUUGUCGUUCACGUUGUAACCCUGUAAUCAAUUACACGAAAGUAUAUCGAAUAUGAUAAAAUUGUAAUAGAAAAGUUUUUCUAGUCUACCAAAUCUUUCACCUCACGUGUCACGUUUCAAAUUGUAGUUGUUACCUACAUAAAAAAUACUAAAAUUGUAUAUAAUUUAGCUAGUAGACACCAAAGAGGCCAGCGAGAGAGUAUAUGAAAUUAGAGUUAUUUAUCUGUUAUGUAUUGUAAUGUUGUAAUUUAUUUGUGGACGCGAGAGGAGAGGCGAGCUUCGCUUGCUGAAUGUAAAGCAUCAUCGAAUUUACUUCAAUAAACUGCGAUACGUUUCAUACUAA
Molecule: messenger RNA, 1725 nt
Organism: Ostrinia furnacalis (Asian corn borer)
Lineage: Eukaryota; Metazoa; Arthropoda; Insecta; Lepidoptera; Crambidae
Gene: rau
Product: RA domain-containing protein rau
Exons: 5
Coding region: 216-1100 (294 amino acids)
Biological process (GO): signal transduction; positive regulation of epidermal growth factor receptor signaling pathway; positive regulation of fibroblast growth factor receptor signaling pathway
Source: RefSeq, a predicted model, not a curated record